AUAAUUUUCUGGGGGCAGAGGCGGGGAGCUCGGAUCAUGGCCUUGGGGCUCCCGGGGCUGCCGCCGCCGAUCUGCAGCUCGCCUCCGGGGUCCGGCGGCGACGAUGGGGCUGAAGGCACGGCGCGGAGCAGCGGGUGGUAGCGCAGCCGGAGGGGCGGCGGCAGCAGCGGGAGGGCGGCGAGCGGCGGCGGGAGGCGGUGGCGACCCCGAGCAGGGCUCGCUGGCCCUGGGCACCGGCGCCGACCGCGACGGAACUCUGCUGCUGGAGGGCGGCGGGAAGGAGGAGGGCGGCAAGCGGAGCCCGCCCGGGCUGGGGCUGCUGGCGAAGACCCCCCUGAGCCGCCCGGUGAAGCGGAACCAUGCCAAGUACCGCCGCAUCCAAACUUUGAUCUACGACGCCCUGGAGCGACCCCGCGGCUGGGCGCUGCUCUAUCACGCCUUCGUGUUUCUGAUUGUCCUGGGGUGUUUGAUCUUGGCUGUCCUGACAACUUUCAAGGAGUAUGAAACUGUUUCAGGAGACUGGCUCCUCUUGCUGGAAACUUUUGCCAUUUUCAUCUUUGGAGCAGAGUUUGCCUUAAGAAUCUGGGCUGCUGGGUGUUGCUGUCGAUACAAAGGAUGGAGGGGGAGACUCAAAUUUGCCAGGAAGCCUUUGUGCAUGCUGGAUAUCUUUGUGCUGAUUGCUUCAGUGCCAGUGGUUGCUGUUGGGAACCAGGGCAAUGUUCUGGCCACAUCUCUCAGAAGCCUCCGCUUCCUUCAGAUCCUACGGAUGCUCCGAAUGGACAGGCGAGGUGGCACAUGGAAACUCUUGGGAUCAGCCAUUUGUGCACACAGCAAAGAACUCAUCACUGCUUGGUACAUUGGGUUCCUGACACUCAUCCUGUCCUCAUUUCUUGUUUAUCUGGUUGAAAAAGAUGUUCCUGAAAAGGAUGCUAAUGGAGUGGAGAUGAAGGAAGAGUUUGAAACCUAUGCAGAUGCCCUUUGGUGGGGACUGAUCACCCUUGCUACGAUUGGAUAUGGUGACAAGACCCCUAAAACAUGGGAAGGACGUCUGAUUGCAGCUACGUUCUCUCUCAUUGGAGUGUCUUUUUUUGCCCUUCCUGCAGGUAUUUUGGGCUCAGGACUGGCACUGAAGGUCCAGGAGCAACAUCGUCAAAAGCAUUUUGAGAAAAGAAGAAAGCCAGCAGCUGAACUCAUUCAGGCUGCCUGGAGAUACUAUGCUACAAACCCCAACAGGAUUGAUCUAGUUGCUACCUGGAGGUUUUACGAAUCCAUAGUAUCGUUCCCAUUUUUCAGGAAAGAGCAAUUGGAUGGUAAUGCCAGUAAUGUCAUGUUUAGUAGGGAGUCAUUCUUUGGAUCGAGCCUCACAAGAAAACUUAGCCAAAAGCUGGGUCUCUUGGAUCGGGUUCGUGGUACCAAUACUAAAGGAAAGCUAUUUACCCCUCUGAAUGUAGAUGCCAUUGAAGAAAGUCCUUCAAAAGAGCCUAAGAAUGUUGUCUUGAAUAAUAAGGAGCGUUUUCGCACUGCAUUCCGAAUGAAAGCGUACGCUUUUUGGCAAAGCUCAGAAGAUGCAGGAGCAGGGGAGCCCAUGGCAGAAGAGAGAGGCGAGAGUAACGACUUCCUUAUGGAAGAUAUGAUUCCAACAUUCAAGACAGCCAUCCGAGCUGUCAGAAUUCUACAGUUUCGUCUCUACAAAAAGAAAUUCAAGGAGACUUUGAGGCCUUAUGAUGUAAAGGAUGUGAUAGAGCAAUACUCAGCAGGGCAUCUUGAUAUGCUUUCCAGAAUAAAGUAUCUUCAGGCAAGAGUAGAUAUGAUUUUUACACCUGGACCUCCAUCUACUCCCAAGCAUAAGAAAUCCCAAAAGGGAGGAGCUUUUUCUUACCCUUCACAACAGUCUCCCAGGAAUGAUCCAUAUGUAGCCAAAGCAUCCACAGCAGACACUGAAGACCAAAGUAUGAUGGGCAAAUUUGUUAAAGUUGAACGACAGGUUAAUGACAUGGGAAAGAAACUGGAUUUUCUUGUUGAUAUGCAUAUGCAUCAUAUGGAACAACUACAAAUACAAGUUGCUGAGAUAAGUCCACUGAAAGAAACUGCUUCUCCUGCAAAGGAGAAGAGAGAAGAUAACAAAUAUUCUGAAUUAAAAACAAUAAUAUAUAAAUACACCGAGCAGAGUGCUCAUGAAACUCCUUAUAACUUCCAGCAGGUUCCAGUCAACAAAGUUAGUCCUUAUGGUUUUUCAGCACAUGGUCAUAUGACUCAUUCACAACCUUUAUCACUAGGUGGGCAAAGCUCUGGCAAAAUGCAAGCCACACCUUCCUCAGCUUCAUAUGCAGAAAGGCCAACAGUUUUGCCUAUAUUUACGUUAAUGGACUCCCAGGUUAGCUACCACUCUCAAGGAGACCUACAAAGCCCUUACUCAGAUAAGGUGUCUCCGAGGCAGAGAAGGAGCUUCACAAGAGACAGCGAUACUCCAUUGUCCCUUCUCUCUGUCAACCACGAGGAACUCGAGCGCUCCCCAAGUGGCUUCAGUAUCUCCCAAGACAGAGACGACUUCCCGUUUGGCCUCAAUGGAGGAUCAGCGUGGAUGAGAGAGAAGCGCUACCUGGCAGAGGGGGAAACAGACACAGACACCGACCCCUUCACACCAAGUGGCUCCAUGCCUUUGUCUUCUACAGGAGAUGGGAUUUCAGAUUCAGUAUGGACCCCUUCAAAUAAGCCAGUUUAAAAAUGUUUGUGGGGGCGAUCACCGUUUGACUUCUCAAUGUAAUGUAAGCAUAUUUUGUAUAUCUCACUUACUCUACACCCAAAGCUUACUAGUUCAAAACACCAAUGGCUGCAUAAGAUGCAUGUGAUAUUAGUGGUAGUCAUUCUGCACCAUUUCAUACAAUUUACUAAUGCAGUUUUGUUCAUGCUACCAAAACUAAGGAGCUUAGUUUUGAGCAUGGUUUGCAUGACUUUGCCCUAUAUAAAUGGUACAGCUGAUUUCUUCUAUGAUACAUAUCUCUCUGAUACUCUUCAAUACAACGAUGGCAAAUUGAUAACAGGCAAGAUGUGGUGGUCCUUGCUACAUUUUGUAAACAGAGCAGCAAAGUGAAAACAUUUUUAGGUGCAAUAUUCCUGUUUGGAAACAUCAUAUCUGAGUCCAUUUUCCAGUAUAAGUAAGUCAAUCUUUAACCAACCCCGCCAAGAACAUCUAAUAUUCAAAGCAGGGAAAAAGCUGAGCCAAAGCAAAGACAUUUCUGAAACAGUUUUGUGAAUUAAAUCUUUCUCAUGUGACCUUUUAUGCAGCUCCCCAUGAAAUGCAGUGUCAAAAUGAAACCAAGGACAGUGUUUAAAAUCCUCCUGGGACUGAUCAGAGGUAUUUAUUUGUUAUAAAAUGUAAAUAUAAAUUCCUUGAACUACUUUGCAAAUCUUCAUUAGCGUUCAUGCCAUCACUCAAAACUUGGCUGUAGUGCUGGUUUGUAGGAAAUCUUUUGCUAAUCCCAUUUGCUACCUAUGGAGCCCAUUUUUCUUUCUGUUUGAAAAAUGAAGUUGUUGAGUUUAGGGAUCUCCAGGUUUUACGCUCUUUUGUCAUCAUUGCUUUUUCCUGCUAAGCAGGGUGCAUAAUGUAACUGUGUCUCAUCUUCUCAGUGUGUUAACUGGGAGUUAAACUUCCCUGCAUAAACACAGCUUGUAAGGCUCAGUUCACUCUUUGCCACACACUGAGCUUCUCAGAUGUGCAGAAGUCUAUUCCCUGGAACUUCCACAAGGUGGGGUGCUCCAAGGACCUGUUUCUCUCUAGUGUUUCUCUUGGAAGUGGACUUCUGCAGAUCCUUUAAUGCGUGCCACUUUCCCUGGAGCAGCAGAGGGAUAAGUAUGCUAAACAAUCAUUGGCCUAAUAUUUUUUUUUCGUGGGAAUUGGAAAUUCUGUUGAGAGAGAGCAGGAAAAUAACCCAUCCCCCUGGGAACAAUGCAGAAAGCUAUCAACGAUCUCACCACUACAGCGGGAAUGUACUAUCUAUAAAGCUAGUGAAACUAGCCUGUCCAAACAGCCUACACCAUUUUCACCUGCUGUCAGUCCAAGUGUCUGUGAAAUAACAUCCAUUUGAUGUCAAGUUUUAUGGCUAUGCACUCUUUAGGGCUUGUUGAAAACUAAUCAGUAUAGUAGGUGAGCACAGGCACGCAUUAGGUUUAGGAUGAGAUUAAUUGCAUAUUUAACUCCUUUAUCUACAAUGACCAAAUUUCUGCCAAUUUCAAAGGGAGCACUGAGUGACUUGUCAGAUGACUAGAGGCACCUACAGCCUGUGGGAAGCCUAUGUAGGCAUUGCCUUCAUUGUUUAUUCUCUAUUUAAGAAGCAUCUAAAGGAUUAGGAUCGUUUUACUUCAUCUGUUUGCAUCUUUAGUUAAAUCAUCCUUCUGGGACAGAUCUACUGAGAGAACAAAUUGCUCUGGUUGCUUGAGUGAAUAAUGAGGACCACUUACGACCUUUGAAGGCUGGGCUGAGUCCAUGGGGCUACUCUGAGGCCAGCAACUAUGAGGACAUGAGGCACAAUUUUGGUAAUUACAUAAUUGAAGAAAAUAGCUGUUGACCUGAAAGAUUAUCUGUGCUUGGUGCAGUUUUAUGGCUAAACUGAAAGAGAAUAAAGCCAACUGACAAAGUUAUAAUUCAUUACAAUGCGGCACACUGAGAACUCUUUGGCCAUCACUGAUUCUUGGAAAUACCCAAAUUGAAGCUGUUGCAGGCUUUCAGGUAUUGUAAUGUCUGUGGCAUCUUGUAAGAUCUAACCCUCACAGCAAAAAUCAGUGAAAAAGAAUGACAACUGAUUUUAACAUUGCUAGACUUCUGAAAUUGGUGUAAGUAUAUGCUUGACAAGCCUGUUUCAUUUUUCUUGUAUGUCAAGUGCCUGGCAUUCCUGCUGAUUUCAUCUGAGUUGGGCCCUUCUUAAAAUGCUUUCUAGAUCUGAGCACUCAAAAGUCAAGGCAGCCAAACACCAAGCAAAAGCUGAGAAAUGUGUCUGUGAAUGUCUUUGGCAGUGACUGUGCUCUUCAGUUCCCUGCUCUCCCUCUCAGAUACUUCGGUUUGGGUUUCUGAUCUCUGCCAUUCCAGGUCAUAUAAAGGAAAUAUUUUCUCAGUGUUAAACCUGUCUGAAAAUCCAUAAAUCCCUUCAUUAUAAAGGUAUGUUCUUUCCAAGAGAAAAUCCAAGCAAGGCCAUAGACUUGAAUGAGUAUUCACCUACCCAGAGUGUGCAGCACCAGAGAAAUAGGCAUUAGGGCUGCCUUGCACUUAGCAGCUGAACUGCCUUUGGGUUGACAGUUUCUACAGACCAUAAGCGAUAAUUUACUCCCUGCAGCUACCAGGUCAGGUAUUUGCAACCACAUCAUGAAAUACUCAAUGUCAGGCUGACUGGCCAAAUAAGGUCUGUCUCUUCUGACCCUCUGCAGUAGACCUCUCUGGAUCCUCUGGAAGUGGCCCAAGAAGAGGGCCAAGGAAGGUCUGGUUAGCUCAUUUUAGUUUAUUAUUUUUUCUGUUCAGAAGGCCCUCUGCCUUCUACACCAUAUUGAUUACACACAGGUUGCACAGCAGUUCUGCUGUCUGUGCUGAAAACAAGUAUGGGUCUUGAUGUCACCAGCAAGGUGCAAUCUGGAGAUGAUCCCUGAUAUGGAAUGUGCACAAAAGCUCUAUCAGACUCCAGCUGAGGCUCAGUUUAGAGAAUGAAUGAACCUUGAACUGCGAUUUGUAUGCCUGCCAUAGAUACUGGCCAAAAUAAAAGUGUCUGAUAUUAUUGACCAUAGCAACAUUAAAGAGGUCAGGAGUUGUUUUGUGGCACAGGUUCACCACAUGCAGUGAAUCAUACUGAACCCAUGAAUUCAUCAUUUCAUAUGAGAGAGGCAUUGUAGUCUUCACACUAGGAUAGAGUGAAAUUUAUCUCUUCUUCCAUGUGUCUUUAAGUGCUUGGUUUAACAACUACCAAAUUUGUUUGGGUCUGAUCUUUGUAGUGAUACUGACUGAUACUGACAUUUCAUUUAUUUAUAGUUAUCAAUAAAGAGAAUUAACUAUUGGAAUCCACUUUUUUCUUGAGCAUUAGCUCCUAUGAGUGGCCAAGAAUUUAUUUCAGCCCCUGAAAUGUUUUUCAUAGUCAUAGUGUGGGGUUUCACUCUGCUCUCCUUGAAGUCAGUAAGAAAACUCACUCUGACAUAUUUGGAGCAGAACCAGGCUUUACUCUGCCUUUAUUUAUGAAUUUUCUUGUGAAAGACAGAGUUGAUCUGGAGAUGUUUUUUCUUAGCUACAUUUUUGCACUGAAUUUUCAGUCACUAACAAGUGAUGCACAUCUGGAAGUGUUGAAAAGGUGAAUCUGUGUUUAUUUUGUGUGCCUGUCUUUGCAGAGUUACUGCCAGUCAAGUUUCCUCACUUUAGAUUCAGUCAGAGUAUGUCAUUAAUGUGAAUGUUUAGCUGAAGUACAUGCAUACAGAAAAUGUGGUUUAUGCUCCACUGAAGGAGUUAGUCCUUGGAAAAAAACUUCUAGUCAGAUAAUGGCUAUAGUCCUUGCCUUGGCUUUUCCCUGCACUGAAUUGAUGUCUGGCUCCUACCAAAAUGAAAGGGAAUUCAGCAUGUGGAGAGAUGGACUGAAAAGUCUCCAAACUGAGUUUUGCUGUACUUGCUCUGUUUAUAAUUUUGCUGCAUUGUUACGGUUCAGAGUGGAAAUAGUUUCACAUUUUUCUGCUUCAAAUUGUGGCCCAGCAGUGCUGCAAAUUAAUUCCCAUCUGAACUCGUGCAUAGCAGGGCUGCUGACUUGUGGCCUUCAGACAAGCACCGUGGUCCAAUCAAUUUACAAGAUCACAGCCUAAAGUAAUCAGAAAAUGCAGAUUAAGGAGGCAAGUCAGCCCUGCUGGGAGCCCAGUUGUUGCAGGGUUGUCACAUCUGCUUAUGUGAGAACUGAAUUUGUCCUGCUUAGAGCAGAGCAUACAAGAAGGAGCUUUAUCUUGACUCCUUGCACUCCAUAAACCCCCUCCCAAAAACUAAGCUUUUGGUGUUUAAGAGCUGAAAACCUAAAUUUUCUACAGCACAUCACAAAUUUGCUGUGAUAUCAGUUUUCAUGAGCUCAGCUGACUCUGGGUGUUCACUUUUGAAGACCGUUACGAGAGGUGCAAAGAAAAAGGGGCAUUUUCAAGUGAUUUUACCUGGCAUUGUGGGAGUGAAGAUCCUGGGUAUCACUACUGCUUCUGAUAAUUUAGGCUGUAAGAUCUCAUCCUUCCCAAUUCAGCUUUUAGUAGCUUGCCUCUGAAGUCAAGUGAAGCAGAAUAUUGGAAGUGGGAUUUUGUUUUCAUCCUCAAGAAUAUGCUGAGACUGAAGGUUACAUAGCCAACUGCAUUUUGUUGUCUAGUUAUGGCAUCUUAUUAUUACUAGUAUUUGUGCCUUGCUCACUGAAAUUUCUCCAUGCUACAAAGAUGCUUUUCAGAUUCUGGCUGACAAGGGAACACAACUUUUAUACAAGUGGCCUUUAGUGCUCUUUAUAAUAUUAUUUAUUGUAAUUUUUAAACUGUAUGUGUAAUUUAUAUUCUGGCACUCUCCAAUAUUUGAACAACUUUAAUAUGUUUAUUUCAAUAUAUUAUGCAAACAAUACUUCUUAACUGAUUUUUUUAUGUUCUGUCUUUAAAAACUGCACCACUUAUUAAUAAAUAGAAAUUUCAAUUAUGA
Messenger RNA from Pogoniulus pusillus (Red-fronted tinkerbird), 7672 nucleotides. It is a transcript of the gene KCNQ3, whose product is annotated as potassium voltage-gated channel subfamily Q member 3. Gene Ontology annotation, cellular component: membrane; voltage-gated potassium channel complex. The transcript has 16 exons. Gene Ontology annotation, biological process: potassium ion transmembrane transport. Gene Ontology annotation, molecular function: voltage-gated potassium channel activity. Bases 104 to 2722 code for a protein of 872 amino acids. The record is from RefSeq and is a predicted model, not a curated record. NCBI's taxonomy places the organism in Eukaryota, Metazoa, Chordata, Aves, Piciformes, Lybiidae.